Colletotrichum truncatum is the source of this 867-nucleotide messenger RNA. RefSeq lists its product as uncharacterized. Gene Ontology annotation, biological process: mycotoxin biosynthetic process. The record is from RefSeq and is a predicted model, not a curated record. NCBI's taxonomy places the organism in Eukaryota, Fungi, Ascomycota, Sordariomycetes, Glomerellales, Glomerellaceae.
AUGUCUUCUGAAAAGCUCUACCGAUCAGUGCCUCACGAGGAGGAGGAAGUUGAAAGCCUCGCUGGAAGCCUGAGCACCGAAAAUACCGAGAACAGGGAAAGCACAGAAAAAGCGACGUCGAGAUGGAGGCGGAUGAGAGUCGGCGAUGAGAACCCGUGCAAAGAGAGAGCCCGUCGGCUGUUACGCUAUUGGCCCUGGGCCGCUCACGCCGUCCUGUUGACGACGUCCGUUACCCUCUUCGCGCUGACCGUCUGUAUGCGAUAUGGAAACCCCAAGGAUGAUACAUUCUUCACCAAGAAGUAUUCCUCAUACUCCCCCGCCGCCGGUGUUGUUCGGUAUCACUCUGAGAGAUACAACCUCACGCCCAUCAUGGAUUGGUCACCAUUCGUCGGAGCCGGGUAUGAAGUCGACCGAGCAUGGGACCACAUCACCAACAAUGUUGGCGACCAAAUGAUCUCCCACGCCGAGCUUACCAAGCUGGGUCUUGACCCCAAGUCCAUCAAGAUCACGAACCCUAUUACGGGUGAGGAGGGAUACCGUGCCGGUCUCGAAGUCUUCCACCAGCUUCACUGCCUCAACCUCCUGCGCAUGUCGAGUUACCCCGAUUACUACUCCAGAGAAGAAGUUGGCGGAGACGUAGCUACUGACGCCGAGGACCUGAGAGGACAUAUCGAUCAUUGUCUCGAGGCGCUUAGGUUGAACCUCAUGUGCCAGGCCGAUAUUGGUGUCUUCACCUUCAAGAUGUACCCGGAACUCUCGGUCGAGGGUCACUGGCCGGACUUUAGCACUUUGCAUACUUGCCGCAACUUCGACGACAUUCGCAACUGGGCCAUGAUUCAUUCGGUAACGUUUGAGGAUGAGGAAUAG